AUGACAUCCACACCGAAAUGUCAUGAGAAUCUGGAAAUUGCCAAGACUGCUAACAGUGAUAACCGGCUGCAAACGCUAGUCCAGACAUUCAAAUAUUCUUCUGAAGGCAAUGCUGCAGAAUUGGAACAAAGUUAUCAUGGUAGAAAAACUAGAGUAUGGGAAUGCACUAGUGCUCCUAGACAGAUUAAAAUCUUACGAGUUAUGAAUAAUUUCUUAUUCAAUCAAACCGAAGUUGAGAAUAUAAGAACUAUUUUAUAUUCUGAUGGAAUUGCUAUUUUUAGUGGUAAGAAGAAUAAUGAGGGAAUGUUAGGAAUUGCUGAAGUGAAAUUCCUUAAUACUGAGGACUACACUAAUUUGAAAUUUGAGGGUGCAAUUGAAUUUGAUCAAUCAUCGGGAAAUUCAAACCUACAUCCUACCGAGCUGAGUGAGACGAAGAUUCAAGAUGUCAAUUAUAUUUUGAAUGACAAUGAGCUCUUCAGAGUUCACCCAUUCACCUAUCCUGCACAACCUGGACAAUCUCCAAAUAUUAUAUAUACUCUGGAAAUCAGAGAACCUCAUCCCGGUAUGAAGUCAGAUGAAGACAAAGAAGGCACAAGAUUUCAAACGUUGAUAAGGUGUAAUGAAUUAAAGAGAUCUCUUCCUAAAGAAGUAAGAAAUGACGUGAUGAGACCAAAAGUCAUUAUCCUACAAAGUAAAGGUGUGGAGAGAAAGGUUCUUCCGCAUACAAUAACUAAGUUGAAAAAUUACUUUGAUGACAUAAAGCAGAAAAUAUGGGAAUGUAAAGUACUUCCACAGGGAACAGCAACUCUCUACAGAGUACAGACUCGAAUGAAAUCGAAACAAGAUGAGAAGAUAAGAGAGAUCUUUUAUCAAAAUGGAGUGAAAAUUCAUGAGGACUACAACGAUCGGAGACAUCUCAUUGAAAUUACCUCAUAUUUUGAGAAGACUUCUAAAAACGGAAAACCAGCCUUUAUACCAGUUAAAUUUGAGGGUCUUGUGAUUCUCCCCUUCGAUGAUCUGAAGAAUAAAUUCAUGGAUUAUGAGGGGAAUUUUCAUAACCAUCUCGAUGAACCAAUUUUCCAAUUCUCUCCUCUCAGUAAGGAGACUGGUGUAUCUUACCUAGUUCAAUCGGAGUUCACUACCACGAUCGAUAACAGUGCUGGUGAAAUUAUUGUAACAUGUGUGAAGUAUUCAGACGAAAAUACCAAACCGAGAACUAUGCAGCCAAGAAUUCUAGUUAAGAAAAUUAAUAGAAAUGACCAUGAAAAUGGAAAAUGGCAUGAGGUAGAUCGGAAAACAAACAAUGAUGGCAUUCUUUAUGAGUCAUAUGAGAUGUGGUCCUGCUACUAUAAGGAAUAUCAUUUUCUCAGAGUUGUGAAUAAAAUGAUUAUGGAAGACAACGUUCGUGUUUAUCAUCAAGAUGGAGUGGAAGUACAAAGAUUGAUUCUCCUUAAUGGCAAAGAAUUUAUUCAAAUAAAGCAUGAGAGAUUCUUAAAAGAAACACAGGGAUAUGUUGAUAAAAUUAAGUACAUUGGAAGGCUGCAACUAGAAAUACAGACUCUACCAGGGCUUGAGAAGAUGCUUAGCUCUCCACCAUUCAACAUUCAAGUUUUGGGAAAAGAGUGUUAUGUAUACACAACUGCAAACUUGAGAGCUAUGGGAUACAGAACCUACCCCGAAGAUGACAAAACAAAGUAUAAUCCAAGAGUUGCAGAGUACAUAGACCAGAAGCUCUACAUAUUGACUCAAGAUGAAUUUGAUGAGAUAUUCACAAUCACAAGUGUGCGCACUUGGUUUUGCACUGACAAUACUGCAAGAAAAAACCGGAAGAUCUGUUGGAGUUUUUUAUUCAAGCAGAAAUAAAGAGAAGCACUAAGAAGGGAUGCCUAGGUUGUUAAUGUAAUAACUACAU
Nilaparvata lugens (brown planthopper) is the source of this 1912-nucleotide messenger RNA. RefSeq lists its product as uncharacterized. The transcript has 15 exons. The record is from RefSeq and is a predicted model, not a curated record. NCBI's taxonomy places the organism in Eukaryota, Metazoa, Arthropoda, Insecta, Hemiptera, Delphacidae. Bases 1 to 1863 code for a protein of 620 amino acids.